AUGGGCAGCGAUGCAUGGAGGAUGGGUAUUGUGGAGGAAGAAGAGGAGAUUAGAAAAGGCCCCUGGACAUUAGAAGAAGAUACCAAGUUAAUUUCCUGUGUAAGAAAGUAUGGUGCGGCUCGUUGGAGUUCACUUGCCAAGAUGGCAGGUUUGAAGAGAGACGGAAAGAGUUGCAGGAUGAGAUGGCUCAACUAUCUGCGCCCAGAUCUUAAGCAUGGCACCAUUACUCCCGAAGAAGAUCGCUUAAUCAUUGAAUUGCAUAAUAAAUGGGGAAACAAGUGGUCUCGCAUUGCGGAGAAUAUACCAGGAAGAACAGAUAACGAGAUUAAAAAUCAUUGGAGAAGCCAUAUCAAGAAAAUGUCUCCAGAGCUAAUUCGGAGUUGUACCUGGCCACCAAAUUCCGAAACUCCACCACAAAUAAUGGAAGAAAGAGAGACUAAUGAGGCUUCUAGCAGCAAAAGCUUCGAGGAUCAGCAAAUGGCCGCAAUGAAGGAAUGCUAUUCAGAAUCUAAUGCCCGCACGUCAUUUGACCAGUUGAGAUGUGAUACUUGUGAGAUUCAUGAUGCUCAUCGAGAGUUAUUCACUUCUGAAGAAAUACAGCAAGAGUUCAUCAAGAAAUCGUCUGAUAUGGACCCUUUCAGCGGCAUGGUAGCUGACGAAUAUUCAGCAACUAUGGUCCAGCAUAGCCCAAUCUGCCGCUGUUCUUCUGUUACAGAGUCUCCAGUGAAUGUCAUGUCAGACGGUGAAGAGUUCUCGUGGGAUUAUAACUACAUCGCCUUGUGGAAUUUAGAUGAUGUCCCAAGUAUGCAUAAGUAA
This is a messenger RNA of Cryptomeria japonica (Japanese cedar), 816 nucleotides long. RefSeq names its product MYB-like transcription factor EOBII. The transcript is spliced from 2 exons. The coding region runs from base 1 to 816 and encodes 271 amino acids. Lineage: Eukaryota; Viridiplantae; Streptophyta; Pinopsida; Cupressales; Cupressaceae. The record is from RefSeq and is a predicted model, not a curated record. Gene Ontology annotation, cellular component: nucleus. Gene Ontology annotation, biological process: regulation of DNA-templated transcription. Gene Ontology annotation, molecular function: sequence-specific DNA binding; DNA-binding transcription factor activity.